Cryptomeria japonica (Japanese cedar) is the source of this 5219-nucleotide messenger RNA. RefSeq lists its product as uncharacterized. The record is from RefSeq and is a predicted model, not a curated record. Gene Ontology annotation, molecular function: protein binding. Lineage: Eukaryota; Viridiplantae; Streptophyta; Pinopsida; Cupressales; Cupressaceae. Bases 228 to 4853 code for a protein of 1541 amino acids. The transcript has 16 exons.
UGUAAUUAUAAUUAUAAUAUCUCACACAGAUAUCUCUUGGUAGUUCAUUUGAAGAAACUACCACCCGGAAUGGAAGAGCGUUGCAAACAAUUUUAGCACAUUGCCUGUUUUUUUUUCUCUGUUUGGUCUCUGCAGCGUGAUUAGAGCAUAGUAUGGAUUGAACUUUUCACAUAGCGUCCUUUUUGAUUUGGAUGUAUAUAAUUUAAUCUAUUUUCUAAAAUAGAUUAAUGGAGCUAAGUGAACUUGCUUCAUGUCAGAAAUACAAAUAUAGAGAAGAAGUGCAUCAUGAAAGAUGUAAAAGUUGCAAGAUAAAUUGUUCAGCCUUAAAUUCUGGAAAAUAUGGUCAUUCUAGCUGUAAUUAUGAAACAAAAUAUGAAAACAAGCCAGAAAAGCACAGACCUGAUAUGGGCUAUAGCGACUGUAGGGACAAAGAAAGAAUCAAUUCUCUGACAGAAGAUGGGGGUAGCAGUCAACGUAGAAAAAGAAUGCAUGAUAAAGAAAUUAAAAUUUGCAAGAUAAAAUGUUCAGCAAUGAAGUCUGGACAUUAUGGUCACUGUAGCAAUAAUAAUGAGAGAAAGGAUGAAAAUAAAUCAGACAAGCACAAACCUGACAUGGGCUGCAGGGACUGUAAAGAAAAAGAAAUCACCAGUUAUCUGACAGUAGAUGUGAAUCCGAAUUACAAUGAUUGUAGUGAAAAAGAGCAGAGUGAUAAUGGUGGCAGGGUAGGUUGCAAGGGUCAUAAAGGUGACAAGAGAAGUAAAUGCUGGAGGGAACCUAAGACUCUUUCUUUUUGCAGAGGGAGAAGCAUGUCUAGAGAAAAGAGUUCAAAUUUACACAAUUUCAUGAAAUUUAGAUGGAAAACAUGCAGGCAUGGUAGGAGGAGGAGCACACACAGAAGGAAUAACCGUAGCAUAGGGAUGCCAAGAAGUAGCAGUGAAGAAUCAGGCUGCCAAUUAUUUGAUGGGCUACAGGUGAAUUGUAAUUCUACAGUAAAGUGUGAUUCUACCAUUCCCAUUGAUGAAUCAGAAAAGCAAAGGCAAAUGUUGCAUUCAGCUUGCAAAUAUGUGACCAAGCAUGAUUAUUGCCAAUGCUGUCAUGGAAACAUUCCUUGCCGCUACAAUAUCAUACCUUCUUGUCAUAGUAGGAAGAGAAAACAUAAACAUUAUUCAAGUGAAUCUGAUGAAGCUACUACAAAAGUUGGGAGGAUAAGUGAUUGUGUUCAACAUGAACAUGCAAAUGGUUGUCAGGGAAAAGUACUAUCAUCCUGCCACAGUGUUUGCUGGGGAAUGUCAUGUAAAGAUUGCUUGUUCUGUUUGGAUGGAGCAAUUAACCCCAAAUGUAAGAACUUUAUAAAUGAGAGAAGAUGCACAUGGAGUGCAUUAGGUUCACAACGUGCAGGCUAUUAUGUUCAAAGUCAAGAUUUUCGUGAUAUUGGAGAUGUAAAAACAAUUUCGAAACCUAAGGAAGGCUCCUCAGAUAUCUAUAGAAAAACAAGUAACUUACAUUCAAGUUGUGCAGGUGCAAAAGCUAACUUUGAUGCUGUUAAAACUGAAGACCAAGAAGAUCAAGAUCUGUGGCUGGAACUUCGCUUAAAAACUUUGCAAAGAUCAGAACUCAAGGUGGAAGGUGCUUCUAAAAAUGAUCUGAAACUUUCACUUCCAGAUAGUUCAAUUGAAUUAAAUCUGGAGGUCCAGGUGCCUUCCCAGUUACCCAACUCUGGUAUUCAUUCUUCAAGGGAUCCAAUAGAACAUAUUUGUGACAAUGAGUUACCUCUUGAGUCGUCUAAUAUUCUAUUUUCAGUUUGGAAUCCUAUUGUGAAUCCUUUCUCUCUACCUCAAAGAAUGGAGGAAAGCAUUCCUUGCUUAAGUUUCAUGGAGGCACCAGUUGUGGUGUCUGAUUUGAAUCCUGCAGAUAGCAGUGUAAACAUGGUUGCCAACUCUAUCCCAUCUAUAAUUGAAGGGAAGUCAACCUUCAGUUUGGACCAAAACUGUCAUUAUUCACUUACAACUACUAGAGAACCAGAAUGUGCAGUACUGGAAGAGAGUAAUUUAAGCUCACCUGGUAUCUCAGAGGACAAGCACCAUCCCAUUUCAGAUCUUCCUAUUCCAGCAAAUGAAAGAAAUGGGUUACCUCCAAGUCUCUCCAUUUCAUCUUAUAAGGAAGAAAGAAGAGGUUUAUGUUUGACAGAUUCCCAGUUAAAAGCUACUAGAACCAGUGAUGCCACUGAUUGUGGUGUUGGUAAUGAAUGUGACGCUUCUGAGUUGUUUCAGUCCGAGAGAGAAAAAGAAUUAUCUCGCUUGGCUAUCAUAGUUGAUGACACUGAAGAUGAUUUCUCCGAGCAUAGUUAUUUUCAUGAAUCUCCUAAAGGAAAUAAUUUUUUAAAAAGCAUUGGUGACAUCGCAGUACUUAAAGAGGUAUCACUUGAUGGCAGGGAAGAUCAUUUACACAAAAGUAAGAAUAAUUAUGUUCAAAACACCUCAUUGGCUGGAAGUAUCUUCUGCUCAGAUAUGAAAGAAUUUGAUUUAGAGUGUAGGAAGGCCUCUUUGGCAAAUGCACAAAGGAAAGACAAAGUAGACAAUUGUGCAAAUAUGAGAGGGAUAUCUUUAUCUCGUUCACAUAGAAACACAAGUGAGUGUGCUAAUUCUUCUGAGGAAUUAGCAGAGGACAAAUGCAGGACAAUUGAGGCUUCCUCUAGUGAAGAUGAGUUUGUAGACAAUAAUGUAGACAAUGUCACAUUGGCAUGCAAAAAUAAAAUCCUGCAAGAGAGAGGAUGUUAUACAUUAGUAGGUUGUAUUACUACAAGAGGUACUGACAAUAUGAUACCAUCUGACCAGGAGAAAUUUGGCCACAAGGAUAAUGACAACUUUAAAUUUGUUGGUAGCGGUGAUGAAGUUUUGCUUAGUGAUAUAAGACUACAGAAAAAGCUAGAAUUUUCUCCUAAGGAUGAGAAUGGAAAUUCCGAAGCUGUUUGUAGUAGCAGGGGAAUCCCAAGCACUCUAGAUCCCAAGCUUUUGAAUAUGCAAUAUGUUGAAGCAUUGAUCCAGAUAGCUUAUUCAAAACCUCGGAUGUGGGACACUGGUAUAAAUUGUGAUCUAUGUGGACAAGGGCCAUCCUUAAUUUAUGGGGAUUGGUAUGCUUGGUGCUGUGGUUAUCGCUUAUGUCACUGCAAAUGUUCCAAGGACCAUCAAAGAAAGUUGAAGCUCUCAAUGGAUCCAAAGAACAAAAAACCUUCAAAAAGAUGCGGUAGACAUCACUGGAGUGGCAAAGUUCAUAGAUUGUGUGGUCUUUGGUCCUCAGAGGUUUUUGAAAAGGAUGACGCAAAAGAUAAACUUGAAGGAUUAUUGCAUGCUGGGAAAAGAGGGAAAGAAAUGAUUUUUGAAAAGGAUGAUGGAAAAGAUAAACUUGAAGGAUUAUUUGAUGCUGUAAAAAGAGGAAAAUUUUUGGACUGUAAGGAUCCGGAGUGUCGAAGGUUUGGGGCAACUUUGGGAUGUCGAGUGAAGAAUUGUAGGCGUAGUUUUCACUAUCCUUGUGCAGUUAAACUUGCCAGCCAGCUACAUUGCCGAAUGUGGGAGGGAUGCAGAAGACCAGUUGCUUGUUAUUCACACCGACACGUUGAUCAUGAUUGUGUCAGUGCCAAAAACUGGAAACCACAUUGGUUCUAUGGAAACAAAAUUGUGAAUCCUGGCAAAAGAAACAGGAACACUGCCAUUUGUUACACUGAAACUUGCCAACCACAUCAAAACAUGACACAUAAUUGCUCAAUUAUACAAGAUUUCAAUCUUAACAGUGUUGUUCAAAAGACAAUUGAGGAAAAUGAAGGAAGAAAUGCAAGUGGAAUAGAAGAUAAAACUGUUAAUCAUGAAGAAAAUAAACUUGAAAGAGAUGCAGCAACCCUUAGCAGGAUGGUUCUGGACGGCAAUACUUUAGAAUUUAUUGGGCAAAAGCUUAUAUGUGAAGAUCUAUCACAUGGAAAGGAGGCUAUAAAAGUACCAUGUACCAAUGAUGUAGAUGAUGCUCCACCCCCAUCAUUGGAGUACAUUACUAGCAGCAAAUUCUCAGUGGAAGCAGAUGCUAUCUUGAAAAUUGUGCUAGCAAAUGUGAAGAAACAAGCAAAGCCUUGUACUGGCUGUUAUAAGAUUGAAAUAGAUGAUCCAAAAGCUAGUAUUUCUGCUCACGUUGAUGUUAAUGAGGGAGGACGUCACCAAGACAGACGGAUUGAUUGGCAAGGAGAGCCAAUGCUUGGUCGCUUGCCAUAUGAUUGUUAUGGCCUUCUUCAGCUUGGAUGGCUCACAAUAGAUUUAGUAGAAUGUAACAGCAGAUGCUGCUGUGGAUCUAAAUGUAUAAACCGGGAACUUCAAAAAGGGCUUCAACUUGCUUUAGAAGUUUUUAAAACAAAAGACCGAGGAUGGGGUGUACGAACCCUCGAACAAAUUCCAAGAGGAAAAUUUGUUAUGGAGUACGUUGGGGAAGUGCUGACACAGGUAGAAGCUAGUAAAAGAGGGCAACUCUAUGCGGAGUACAAUUCCAGCUACCUUUGCAAUCUUGAUCAUCCUACUGUUGCUCAAGAAGAUAACCUUGUAAUUGAUGGUUUCAAGAUGUCAAAUGUUGCUCGUUUCAUCAAUCACAGCUGUGAAGGUAACUUACGAUUGUACAGAGUGUAUACGGAAACAUUAGACCCCAGGAUUUUUCGGAUAGGUCUGUACGCAUGCCGUGACGUCGAAAUUGGUGAAGAGCUUACGUAUGAUUACAAGUAUGUCCAGGAAGAACCUUCUGUAGAUUCUGCUGAUAAACCUUCAGCUGUCAAAUGCUUCUGCCAGGCUAAAAAUUGUAGGCAGGUGUUAUUGUCAGGUUAAAACUGAAAUUCCUCAGUUAAACUAUAUGCUGGAAAGUUAAUUUAUGGUCAUCCCUUCUAUAUUUAAUCAUUGUGAAUUUAUAUUGGGCUUCAUGCAUGGCUUCCUUGAAGAAUAAUGAUAUCGCUGCUCCAUAUUUUGCCAUUAUAACUUAUGUUGAUUUGGGGUAUUGCAUGAGAAUAAUUGUGUAGUGUUCAAUCCUCAUCUAGUUUGCCAUCGUGACUUGUGGAGUUCAUUUGGGUACACCAUAUGACAGCCAGUAGGAAUUAUUAUUAGUGCUCAGACCUCGCAUAUUUUGGCGCAUUUUUUUGUGGUUAUAAGAAAUGUUUUUUUUUUUAAUCAAACGCAGAUUCAAUUUUGGUUGCUCAA